This is a messenger RNA of Drosophila erecta, 698 nucleotides long. Its product is annotated as guanylyl cyclase-activating protein 1. Gene Ontology annotation, molecular function: calcium ion binding. The record is from RefSeq and is a predicted model, not a curated record. NCBI's taxonomy places the organism in Eukaryota, Metazoa, Arthropoda, Insecta, Diptera, Drosophilidae. Bases 37 to 690 code for a protein of 217 amino acids. The transcript is spliced from 3 exons.
AAAAGUAGUAAAAGUAAUAAAAAACAACUAGCAGUUAUGGAAAACCUAGACGCCACCAUAGAUAGCAUGGAGAACAGUCGGUUUGCGGCCCUCUACGGAAGUUUGAUCAAGGAGUUAACGCUAACUUCGGAGUUGUCCCAGACGGACAUCACCUGCUUGCUCGUCGUUUAUUACAAGUUCUCCAAGGCCAAUGGACCCCAGUGCAAGCAGAUGACCAAGAAGCAGUUCUACCAGAUCUUCCUGGUGCUCUUCAACGUGGCCAGUGUCCAGGUGAUUGAGCGGACUCUGCUCGCAAUCACAAAGGAUACGAAGUAUGUCAGUCCCAGGGCCUGGAUUCACCUCUUCGAUCUCUACACAACCAAGGACAUUCAUGUGCGCAUGCGAUUUGCCUUCGAGGUCUAUGAUACCAAAGGCACUGGUGUUAUUGAUCGUGAGCAAGUCGGCACGGCAUGUGAGAAAUUUUUUUACGGUGAAGACGAAGAUGAACUUAACGAGCUUAAGGCAGACAUGACCGAGUUUAUCAUGAAGAAGUUUGAUCUGGACAAGGAUGGGGUCAUUUCCUACGAGGACUACUCCACCGUCGUGGAACAGCAGCCUAUUUUAGUGGAAUUCUUGGGUUGGCUAUUUCCAUCAAAGGAGGACAAGGAUCUCAUGGCCCAUUGCAUUAACCUGCAACUUAAGCUGAAUUAAAUAUUAUG